AUGGAGCGCCUUCCUCUGCAUGAUGGGAACUCCUCAGCCGACGCAGAGCUCCUGUCUCGGAGCGGCUACACCCUGCUGGCGGUCAUCAUGGGUGCGUUCUCCGUGGCCGGGAUCCUCCUCAACGUCCUGGUGAUCGUGGUGACGGUGAGGCACAGACAACUGAGGCAGCCGCUCAGCUACGCCCUGGUGAACCUGGCCGUCUGUGACCUGGGCUGUGCCAUGUUCGGAGGCCUGCCCACCACCGUCACCAGCGCCAUGGGGUACUUCAGCCUGGGACGCGUGGGCUGCGUGCUGGAGGGCUUUGCUGUGGCCUUUUUCGGUAUAGCAAGUCUGUGUACAAUCGCAGUCAUUUCUAUUGAACGCUACAUCGUGGUGUGUUCACCCAUGGGAGCCGUCCUGUUCCAGACCAGACACGCUGUCGCAGGAGUGGUGCUGUCCUGGGUCUGGUCCUUCGUGUGGAACACUCCGCCUCUGUUUGGUUGGGGAAGCUAUGAGCUGGAGGGCGUCGAGAUCUCCUGCGCCCCCAACUGGUACAGCCGGGACGUGGGGAACAUGUCGUACAUCAUCAUAUACUUUUCCCUUUGCUUUGCUGUGCCCUUCUCCAUCAUCAUGGUGUCGUACUCGCGACUCCUGUGGACUCUACGCCAGGUGACCAAGCUGCAGGUAUCCGAUGCCGGCAGCACAAACCGCGUGGAGGUGCAGGUGGCACGUAUGAUCGUGGUGAUGGUGUUGGCCUUCCUGGUGACCUGGCUGCCGUAUGCUGUCAUGGCCCUCGCCGUCAUCAUGGACUCCAGUUUAUAUAUCGACCCCGUCAUCGCCACCAUACCGGUUUACUUGGCUAAAACCAGCACCGUCUACAACCCCAUCAUAUAUAUCUUCAUGAACAGACAGUUUCGGGGAUACGCCGUUCCCACUGUCCUGUGUGGAUGGAACCCGUGGGCGUCAGAUCCACAGACGUCCGAGGAAGAGACCACGGUGGCCUCGAUAAACAGGAGCCAGAGGGUCUCAUCUAAAGGAUCUUUAAAUGAAUAAAAGUUUACAUAAAUCCAUGUCGAAUCUUCAGCCACUUACUUUCAUCCAAUAGGCAACCCGCUCUAGACUGGAUGGCAAGGACUAAUUCAUUUCACAACUGUAGGAAUCUGAAACAACGUA
Molecule: messenger RNA, 1152 nt
Organism: Anoplopoma fimbria (sablefish)
Lineage: Eukaryota; Metazoa; Chordata; Actinopteri; Perciformes; Anoplopomatidae
Product: parapinopsin-like
Exons: 5
Coding region: 1-1032 (343 amino acids)
Biological process (GO): visual perception; G protein-coupled receptor signaling pathway
Cellular component (GO): photoreceptor outer segment; membrane
Molecular function (GO): G protein-coupled receptor activity
Source: RefSeq, a predicted model, not a curated record